Durusdinium trenchii is the source of this 1449-nucleotide messenger RNA. The record is from the annotation of a GenBank genome assembly. Lineage: Eukaryota; Dinophyceae; Suessiales; Symbiodiniaceae.
AUGACCUUCGAUGAGACCAGCGCCAACCAGAAUGGCUUGAAUGGUGCGAGUGGGGGCUACGAUGUUUGGCUUACAGGAACUCCUCAAGCCAGUCCCGGAUUGCAGGGCAAGAAUGUCUUUGAGGAGAUCCAACAGUUUGCGAAGUCGGCGGCCUCCGCCUCGCACAGCAAGUCCGAGGGGCUGCUGGACCAAGGCUCUUCCAGCAAAUGGAAGGAGUUCAACUCUUCCCUUCUGAAUUACGUGGCUGGAGCACUGGUGCUUCUCAACUCGCUGAUCAUGCUUUGCGAGCUGGAAGUGGAAGGAAGGGCAAUUGGACAGCAGCUGGGCCAAGUGGGUGAAGCUGCGCCGCUGGAGGAAGUGCGGCCGGUCUUCAGCACUUUGGAUGGGGCCUUCGUCUUUGUCUUCCUGGCUGAGCUCCUGGCGCGGAUUUUUCUGGAACGAUCCAGCGUGCUUCGUGAUGUUGCGUUUUGGUUUGAUGCCUUUUUAGUGGCUGCAGGUUUGGCGGACAUGAUUAUCAUCCUUCCGCUUGUGGACUCUGGUGCCGGAGGGAUUGGAGGCGAUCCAAAGAACAUCGUCCUUCUUCGCCUGGUGCGUGCCUUGAAGGCGUUCCGUGCCAUCCGGAUGGUCAGGACCCUGAGGCUUUUCAAAGGACUCCGCCUUUUGGUGAAAGCCUGUCAGUGCUUCUUGCCCUCCUUGGGUUGGGCCAUGGUCUUGCUUGGCAUCUUCAUGUCCAUGGGGGCCUUGAUCCUCGCAACCCUGCUGCAGGACUUUCUGCUGAACCAAACAUACCCGCUCGAAGAGUGGAUUUGGAUUUGGAACCGUUAUGGGACUGCAUACAAAGCCUUGUACACUCUCUAUGAGAUCACCUUUGCUGGAAACUGGCCGGUCAACGUGCGGCCGGUACUGGAAUCGGUGUCUCAAUAUUACGUAAUAUUCUUCAUUUUGUACAUCACCAUCAUUGUCUUUGCAGUGAUCCGCGUGAUUUCCGCGAUCUUCUUGAAGGACACGUUGGACGCGGCCAACAACGAUGCCGAACAAGCGGUGGUGGAACGCUUGCAGAGCAAGAAGAAGUAUGUCGACAAAUUGGAGGCCAUUUUUAAGGCCAUCGACACCACCGGGGACGGCAUGAUUACAGAGGAGCGGUUGGCAGAGAUGUUGGCCAAUCCGGUCGUACAAACAUAUUUCCAAACGUUGGACGUUGAUGUGCACGAAAGUGCGGCUUUGUUUCACCUGAUGGACAAUGGAGAUGGUGAGGUCACAUUGGAAGAGUUCAUACAUGGCAUCAUGAGAUGCAAGGGACAUGCACGUGCUCUUGACCAAGUGGCGAUGCAGAAUCAGAUUAAGGUUUUGGACACGAAGAUUUCAAAGAUUCUUCGGGGUUUACGAUCAGCUGAUAUCAUCAAGCAAACAGCUGCGUCGAGGAGGAGGGAUCACGAGAAGCAGCCAUGA